CCACUAGUUCACUACUAGUACCAACGCCAGUGCGGCCACACUUGGUCAUACUCAUUGUCGGCAACGAACAAGAGAGCAAAGAGAUAAGCAGAUAGAGAAAGAGCUUUGCUUGCUUUGGCACGUACUAGCUAGGUCGAGAUGAGCACCGCGGCGCGGACGACGACGGGGCGGCGGGGGUUCACGGUGGGGCGCAGCGAGGACGCGACGCAUCCGGACACCAUCCGCGCCGCCAUCUCUGAGUUCUUCGCCACCGCCAUCUUCGUCUUUGCGGCCGAGGGCUCCAUCCUCUCCCUCGGGAAGCUGUACCAUGGCAUGAGCACGGCGGGCGGGCUGGUGGCGGUGGCGCUCGCGCACGCGCUGGCGCUGGCCGUGGCGGUGUCGGUCGCCGUCAACAUCUCCGGGGGGCACGUCAACCCCGCUAUCACCUUCGGCGCGCUACUUGGCGGCCGCAUCACCCUCAUCCGCGCCCUCUUCUACUGGAUCGCGCAGCUCCUCGGCGCCAUCGUCGCGUCCCUCCUGCUCCGCCUCACCACCGGAGGCAUGCGGCCGCCCGGUUUCUCGCUGGCGUCGGGGGUGGGCGACUGGCACGCGGUGCUGCUGGAGGCGGUGAUGACGUUCGGCCUCAUGUACGCCUACUACGCGACGGUGAUCGACCCCAAGAGGGGCCACGUGGGCACCAUCGGGCCGCUCGCCGUGGGGUUCCUGCUCGGGGCUAACAUGCUCGCCGGCGGGCCCUUCGACGGCGCCGCCAUGAACCCGGCGCGGGUGUUCGGGCCGGCGCUCGUCGGCUGGCGCUGGAGCCACCACUGGGUCUACUGGCUCGGCCCCUUCCUCGGCUCGGGCUUGGCCGGCCUCCUCUACGAGUACCUCGUCAUCCCGUCCACCGAGGCCGCCGCCCACGGCCACGCCCACCAGCCGCUCGCGCCCGAGGACUACUAGCAGCCACGCAGCUGAAGCUAGCUGCUGCUCCUUCGGAUCCAGCCCCUGCGGCGAAUUAUCGCUAUAAACGUUAUGUAUGUUGGUUUCUGUGCUCGCCACAGUAAUGUAUUAAGAGUGUGAGGUACAGGUAAUGGUUAAUAAGGGGGUAACUAAUGGUGCUGCUGUGCCUGUUUGCCCCGUUUGUGUACAUUUCGUGGUCAUCUGAGCAUGAUCUCAGAGUGAGUGAACUAGCGGUCGUGUAAUAAUUUCCAUUUCAUCACUUCAAAAUCAUCUGUUUCUGGGUUCC
Molecule: messenger RNA, 1225 nt
Organism: Lolium perenne
Lineage: Eukaryota; Viridiplantae; Streptophyta; Magnoliopsida; Poales; Poaceae
Product: probable aquaporin TIP3-1
Biological process (GO): transmembrane transport; water transport
Cellular component (GO): membrane
Molecular function (GO): water channel activity
Source: RefSeq, a predicted model, not a curated record